AUGUGCCGUUCCAAUAUUGACUUCAUGUUCUCUCCAAUUCGAACACCAUCAGCACCGCACCAUCAUUGCUGCGGCAUACAGCAUGGCAGCGCGGUGGAGCCACGAAGAACCUCGCAUCCCCCCCCUACCAUCACCUCACAUCCCCCCCCUACCAUCACCUCUCAUCCCCCCCCUACCAUCACCUCGCAUCCCCCCCCUACCAUCACCUCUCAUCCCCCCCCUACCAUCACCUCUCAUCCCCCCCCUACCAUCACCUCGCAUCCCCCCCCUACCAUCACCUCUCAUCCCCCCCCUACCAUCACCUCUCAUCCCCCCCCUACCAUCACCUCUCAUCCCCCCCCUACCAUCACCUCUCAUCCCCCCCCUACCAUCACUUCUCAUCCCCCCCCUACCAUCACCUCUCAUCGCCCCCCUAGCAUCACCUCUCAUCCCCCCCCUGCCAUCACCUCUCAUCCCCCCCCUACCAUCACCUCUCAUCCCCCCUCUGCCAUCACCUCUCAUUCCCCCCUGCCAUUACCUCCCUUCCCCUCUUGGCAUCUCCUCCCUUCCCCCCCUGCCAUCACCUCCCUUCCCCCUUUGCCAUCACCUCCCAUCCCUUCUUGCCAGCACCACUCAUUACCCCUCCGUCAUCACCUCUCAUUCCCUCCUUGCAUCACGCUCUGCGAUUUAGGAAUUCAUCCUUUCUUCCUCUCCCUCCUGUCAUAUCCCUUGUCUCCCCACUCUUUCUUUCCCUCCUUUCCUAUUCCCAACAUCCGCCGCCACUCCAUUCAGCUCUUACAAUGCCUACUGCCUGCUAUCACCCACUUCCCUCUCCAUCCCCCACUCCCCCUCCUCUCCUCGCCCACAUCUCUCCCUUUCCCUUCCUCCCCACCCCCCACCACUCCAACCCUCACGCCACCCUCGCUCCCCUCGUUUCCCCCUUUCUACCCCCUCCCUCACCCCUUGCACGGGGAGAGCUAG
Closterium sp. Naga37s-1 is the source of this 960-nucleotide messenger RNA. NCBI's taxonomy places the organism in Eukaryota, Viridiplantae, Streptophyta, Zygnematophyceae, Desmidiales, Closteriaceae. The record is from the annotation of a GenBank genome assembly.